CAGGGAGGCGGCGCGGACGCACGCACACACACGCACGCACGCCGGCCCUCUCCUACUCGCGCCGCUCCCGCAGCUCCAGCGUAUACUAGCAGCGCUGUCCACCUGUCCGAGAUGCUGCGGGUCUGUCAUUUAUCUGGCGUGACCUUCGCCGCCCAGAGUUGUCUUUGUGGGAAGUUUAUCCUCCGUCCCUUACGACCAUGCCGUAGAUACUCUACUGCAGGCAGUUCUGGGUUGUCUCCUGCCAAAAUUGCUGGGGCUGGUCUUUUGUUUGUUGGUGGAGGUAUUGGUGGCACUAUCCUGUAUGCCAAAUUGGAUUCUCAUUUCCGAGAAAGUGUAGAGAAAACCAUACCUUACUCAGACAAGCUCUUUGAGACGGUUCUUGGUUCCUCACCUUAUAGUAUUUCAUUGUCAAAGAAGCCGAUUGAGUCUGGUCCACUAAAAAUCUCCAGUGUAUCAGAGGUAAUGAAAGAAUCUAAACUGCCUGCCUCACAGCUCCAAAGACAAAAGGGCGACACUCCAGCUUCAACAGCAUCGACAGAGGCAGCCAAAAUUAUUUCUGCAGCAGGUGAUACACUGUCGGUCCCAGCCCCUGCGGUUCAGCAUGAGGAAUCUAUAAAAACUGGUCACCCUCACAUUGAUGAAGGAAAACCCAAGUCUGCAACUUCAGAGGAAGCAUCCUCAACUUCUGUAAGGGAGCGACCACCUGAAGAAGUUGCAGCUCGCCUUGCACAACAAGAAAAGCAAGAACAAGUUAAGCUUGAGUCUCUAGCUAAGAGCUUAGAAGAUGCUCUGAGCCAAACUGCUCACAUCACUCAGCAGGCCGUUGUAGCUCAGAACGCUGCAGUCCAGGCUGUCAAUGCCCACUCCAACAUACUGAAAGCAGCCAUGGACAAUUCUGAGAUUGCAGGUGAGAAGAAGUCAGCUCAGUGGCGCACAGUGGAAGGUGCACUGAAGGAACGCAGAAAGGCAGUAGAUGAGGCUGCCGAUGCCCUUCUCAAAGCCAAAGAACAGUUGGAGAAGAUGAAAAGUGUGAUUGAAAAUGCAAAGAAAAAAGAGGUUGCUGGGGCCAAACCUCAUAUAACUGCUGCAGAGGGAAAACUUCACAACAUGAUAGUUGAUCUGGAUAAUGUGGUUCAAAAGGUUGAAGCAGCUCAGUCUGAGGCUAAGGUUGUGUCUCAGUAUCAUGAGCUUGUGGUCCAAGCCCGCGAUGACUUUAAGCGAGAAUUGGACAGUAUUACUCCACAAGUCUUGCCUGGGUGGAAAGGAAUGACUAUUUCUGACCUAGCUGACAAGCUAUCUACCGAUGACCUGAACUCCCUGGUUGCUCAUGCACAUCGUCGCAUCGACCAGCUAAACAGAGAGCUCGCAGAGCAGAAAGCCACGGAGAAGCAGCACAUUGCGUUAGCCUUGGAGAAACAGAAGCGGGAAGAAAAGCGGGCGUUUGACUCUGCAGUGGCAAAAGCAUUAGAACACCACAGGAGUGAGAUACAGGCUGAACAAGACAGAAAGGUAGAGGAAGUCAGAGAUGCCAUGGAGAAUGAAAUGAGAACCCAGCUCCGCCGACAGACUGCUGCACACACUGAUCACUUACAAGAUGUCCUCAGGGUGCAGGAACAGGAACUGAAACAAGAAUUCGAACAGGACCUGUCUGAAAAACUUGCCGAACAAGAAUUAGAGUUCCGUCGGCUCAGUCAGGAGCAAGUUGACAACUUUACUCUGGAUAUAAACACUGCCUAUGCCAGACUGAGAGGAAUCGAACAGGCCGUUCAGAGUCACGCAGUUGCUGAAGAGGAGGCCAGAAAAGCCCACCAACUCUGGCUCUCGGUGGAGGCACUCAAGUACAGCAUGAAGACGGCGUCUGCAGAACUGCCCACUGUCCCGCUGGGUAGUGCUGUCGAGGCCAUCAGAGCCACCUGUUCUGAUAGUGAAUUUGCCCAAACUUUAACCGCAGCGAUCCCUCCAGAGUCCCUGACCCGUGGGGUGUACAGUGAAGAGACCCUUAGAGCCCGUUUCUAUGCUGUCCAAAAACUGGCCCGGAGAGUAGCAAUGAUUGAUGAAACCAGAAAUAGCUUAUACCAAUACUUCCUCUCCUACUUGCAGUCCCUGCUCCUAUUCCCGCCUCAGCAACUGAAGCCACCUGUGGAGCUCUCCCCUGAGGAUAUAAACACAUUUAAGUUACUGUCCUAUGCCUCCUAUUGCAUUGAGCAUGGUGACCUGGAGCUGGCGGCGAAGUUUGUCAAUCAGCUGAAAGGGGAGUCCAGACGAGUGGCGCAGGACUGGCUCAAGGAAGCCCGGAUGACUCUAGAAACUAAACAGAUAGUGGAAAUCCUGACAGCAUACGCCAGCGCUGUAGGAAUAGGAACCACCAGAGUGCAGCAAGAGUAAGGCCUACAAGUUUUGCCAGAGGAAGUCAACAGUAAUACGUGAAGGGUUAACAGCAGGGUCCCAGAAUUGUCUAGAAAGGGGCAGGUUACAAAUGCUGUUCUAAAUGUUAACACCUGUUGCAUUUAUAUUAUUAUUUCCACUUGCUAUCAUGUCAGUGAACUCCAGGAGUACUUCCUUUGCAACUUGUGUAAUAACAUUUUCCGUUUUUCAGGUUUUACUGAUCAGGCUUGUGAGCCAAUCAAAAUGAUGUUUGUGAUCCCUAUUAUUAUUGAUUUUGCCCCUGGAGCAAACUAAAUAAAACAGAUGAAAACUGAGUAGCUUA
This is a messenger RNA of Eptesicus fuscus (big brown bat), 2707 nucleotides long. It is a transcript of the gene IMMT, whose product is annotated as inner membrane mitochondrial protein. Bases 112 to 2385 code for a protein of 757 amino acids. Gene Ontology annotation, biological process: cristae formation. NCBI's taxonomy places the organism in Eukaryota, Metazoa, Chordata, Mammalia, Chiroptera, Vespertilionidae. Gene Ontology annotation, cellular component: MICOS complex. The transcript is spliced from 15 exons. The record is from RefSeq and is a predicted model, not a curated record.